CCCCGGCGGGCUGGGCCGCCUCGGCGGGGCAGUGCGGAGCGGCGGCGCCGGGCAUGCGGAGCGGCCGGCUCCCGGGCAGAUGAUGGCGAUACGCGAGCUCAAAGUCUGUCUGCUCGGAGAUACCGGGGUUGGGAAAUCGAGCAUCGUUUGUCGGUUUGUCCAGGACCACUUCGAUCAUAACAUUAGUCCUACUAUUGGAGCAUCCUUCAUGACUAAAACUGUGCCAUGUGGGAAUGAGCUUCAUAAAUUUCUGAUCUGGGACACAGCUGGUCAGGAGCGGUUUCAUUCCUUGGCUCCGAUGUACUACCGAGGUUCAGCAGCAGCCGUGAUAGUGUAUGAUAUCACCAAACAGGAUUCAUUUCAUACUUUGAAAAAAUGGGUAAAAGAACUAAAAGAACAUGGUCCUGAAAACAUUGUAAUGGCCAUCGCUGGAAACAAAUGUGAUCUUUCUGAUAUCAGAGAGGUUCCUAUGAAGGAUGCCAAAGAAUAUGCAGAAUCUAUAGGUGCAAUUGUUGUUGAAACCAGUGCAAAGAAUGCUGUUAACAUUGAAGAACUUUUUCAAGGAAUAAGUCAGCAAAUUCCACCCUUAGAUCCUCAUGAAAACAGUAACAAUGGAGCAAUCAAACUUGGAAGGCAGGCUUCACAGACGGGUAGGCGGUGCUGCUGACCCAACGUGAUCUUUGCAGAUUUACUUGAAAAACAGCACCAUUUGCUUUUUUUUCACUGAGAAAGGACUUCGUGAUCUCAGCGACGUGGCUCCUUAUCUUGAAAGCAGUAAUUUCAAUACUUCCCAUGAGCAAUAACGCAAGGACCAGAAGCAGAAGGCUUUACUUCAAAGGGAUUUUGCAAAACCCAGUUGGAAAAUCCUCUCUAAUAUCCUGUCAAAAUUACAAUGUCAGAGUACUCCGAUUCUCUGUUUAAACCAGUGACUGUUUUGGGGUUUUUUUAAUAAAAAGAUCAGUUUUUAAAUAAAA
Messenger RNA from Passer montanus (Eurasian tree sparrow), 974 nucleotides. It is a transcript of the gene RAB31, whose product is annotated as RAB31, member RAS oncogene family. The transcript has 7 exons. The record is from RefSeq and is a predicted model, not a curated record. The coding region runs from base 80 to 667 and encodes 195 amino acids. NCBI's taxonomy places the organism in Eukaryota, Metazoa, Chordata, Aves, Passeriformes, Passeridae. Gene Ontology annotation, molecular function: GTP binding; GTPase activity.